GGAUGCGCGCAUGUGACGGGCACUGGACGUUUCCAUUUGUACCAGUCGCGCAGGGAGCUGGCUUUCUCCAUCGGGAGCUGCGUUCUUAAAAAUCACCGGUGACUGACAUUUUUUGAACAUUACGCGCUUCGUCCGUCGCCUGCGGAUCAUCACAGCACCAUGCGAGCUGGAGAGACGCGCCCUGUGCCAUGCUGAACACCUCUCCGACCCUGCUGCUGGCUCUGACCGCGGUGGCCGGACUUCUCCAGCGAUGCCAAGGCUGGAGCGACGAGGAUCUCCUCCUGCCGCCCAUCAACUCCUCCAACAGGUUCAUGGCCAACCUGGAGGUGGACGUGCGCUUCUCCAAGAGGUCCGUGGAGGAGAGCGACGCCUCGCCCGACGCGUCUUCCCUGCAGACUUUGUCCCAGUGCAACGUGAGCGUCCAGAGACUCUUACCCACGUCUCUGGUGGCGCACUGGGACAGCAGCUUCGGCUUCCAGUGUGAUGUGAUCAUCUACACCACCAACAACCACGGAAGGGCUUUCUUCUCCGCGUCUUUCAACAGAGCCAUCUCACCUGUCGUCAUCGAACACCUGGGGGUCACCGGGGGUCAGCAGGAGUUGCGUCUGUGCGUGGGCUGUGGGCUGUCCAGGUACAGGAGGUUCGGUCAGGGCAGGUCCAGGGGCCAGCAGACCGGGGAUCAGGUCACUUUCUGCUGCGUGGAUUUCAGCCUGGAUGAGCUGAAGGGGGACAAAAGUUGGAGGCUGAACAGAAAACCUAUCGAGUCGACACUUGUGGCUUGUUUCAUGACUUUGGUGAUCAUUGUGUGGAGCGUUGCUGCUCUCAUAUGGCCAGUCCCGAUUAUUGCAGGAUUUCUGCCCAAUGGGAUGGAGCAGAGAAGACCCAGAUGACUGAACUGAUCUUUAUGACCUGGUAAAUAGCCUGUGCUGCCUAUACUAGAAUUGUAGCCAUUUAAACAGCUCACCUGAAUGAAUGAUGGGGAGGUUUUGGACAACUUUUUGAUGAUAUACUUUAGCUGUGGAUGUAUUUAAACCCUUAGACCUCCUCAUUAGGACAACCAAGGUAAUGUAUAAAGCAGGGGUGUUAAAGUCAUU
This is a messenger RNA of Sphaeramia orbicularis (orbiculate cardinalfish), 1094 nucleotides long. It is a transcript of the gene tmem158, whose product is annotated as transmembrane protein 158. The record is from RefSeq and is a predicted model, not a curated record. NCBI's taxonomy places the organism in Eukaryota, Metazoa, Chordata, Actinopteri, Kurtiformes, Apogonidae. The transcript has a single exon. The coding region runs from base 189 to 890 and encodes 233 amino acids.